AUGGUCAUCCUCUUGAUGAGCACUGGCAAAGCAAACAUCAAUCACAAAUCUUCAUCAGGGAGAACGCCUCUUGCACUCGCAUCUUACGAGGGACACGAGGGCGUUGUCAAAUUCCUACUACAAUUUGUCGCAGUUGAUGUCAAUUCAGCAGAUGCUGAUGGUAGGACGUCUCUCCACCAUGCGGUGUGGUAUGGGUAUACAGACAUUGUGAAACUUUUAUUGGAGACAGAACAGGUGGACGUGAAUUGUGCAGACCUUCAAGGGCGUACGCCUUUGGAUAUCGCCGAGGAAAGAGGCUUUCAGAGCAUUCUUGAGAUUCUAGAAGACUAUAGGAAGCAAAAAGAGUGGUGUCCAGUGUUGGUUUGUCAGGUUGCUGAGACAAACACGAAGUAG
Colletotrichum gloeosporioides is the source of this 393-nucleotide messenger RNA. RefSeq lists its product as uncharacterized. The transcript has 2 exons. NCBI's taxonomy places the organism in Eukaryota, Fungi, Ascomycota, Sordariomycetes, Glomerellales, Glomerellaceae. The record is from RefSeq and is a predicted model, not a curated record. Gene Ontology annotation, molecular function: protein binding. Bases 1 to 393 code for a protein of 130 amino acids.